Messenger RNA from Oryctolagus cuniculus (rabbit), 1522 nucleotides. Its product is annotated as stearoyl-CoA desaturase. Gene Ontology annotation, cellular component: endoplasmic reticulum membrane. Gene Ontology annotation, biological process: response to fatty acid; monounsaturated fatty acid biosynthetic process; unsaturated fatty acid biosynthetic process. The record is from RefSeq and is a predicted model, not a curated record. Gene Ontology annotation, molecular function: stearoyl-CoA 9-desaturase activity; palmitoyl-CoA 9-desaturase activity; iron ion binding. NCBI's taxonomy places the organism in Eukaryota, Metazoa, Chordata, Mammalia, Lagomorpha, Leporidae.
AUGCCAACCCACUUGAUGCAGGAGGUCUCUGGCUCCUACACCCCCACCACCACCGUCACCACACCCCACUCCAGGCUCCUGCAGAGUGGACAGGGCAAGUUGGAGAAGACGCCCCUACCGGCGGAAGAAGACAUCCGCCCUGAAAUGAAAGAUGACAUCUACGACCCCAGCUACCAGGACGAGGAGGGCCCCAGGCCCAAGCUGGAGUUCGUCUGGAGGAACAUCAUCCUCAUGGCUCUGCUGCACGUGGGAGCCCUGUACGGGAUCACCCUGGUUCCCACCUGCAAGUUCCGCACCUGGCUCUGGGUGUAUUUCUACAGAUUGGUCAGCGGCCUGGGCAUCACAGCAGGAGCACAUCGCCUGUGGAGCCACCGGUCUUACAAAGCUCGGCUGCCCCUGCGCUUCUUCCUCAUCAUUGCCAACACCAUGGCCUUCCAGAACGAUGUGUUUGAAUGGGCCCGAGACCACCGUGCCCACCACAAGUUCUCAGAAACCGACGCGGAUCCUCACAAUUCCCGCCGUGGUUUUUUCUUCUCGCACGUGGGCUGGCUGCUUGUGCGCAAACACCCUGCGGUCAAGCAGAAGGGCGCUCUGCUGGACUUGUCAGACCUCAAAGCUGAGAAACUGGUGAUGUUCCAGAGGCGGUACUACAAACCCGCCGUCCUGCUGAUGUGCUUCAUCCUGCCCACGCUCGUGCCCUGGUAUUUCUGGGGUGAAACUUUUCGACACAGCUUGUAUGUGGCCACCUUCCUGCGUUAUGCUGUAGUGCUCAAUGCCACCUGGUUGGUGAACAGUGCUGCCCACUUGUAUGGAUAUCGCCCGUAUGACAAGAACAUUGACCCCCGAGAGAAUGUACUGGCUUCUCUUGCAGCCCUGGGUGAGGGCUUCCACAACUACCACCACUCCUUUCCCCACGACUACUCAGCCAGUGAGUAUCGCUGGCACAUCAACUUCACCACAUUCUUCAUCGACUGCAUGGCUAUCCUGGGCCUGGCUUAUGACCGGAAGAAAAUAUCCAAGGCUGCCAUCUUGGCCAGGAUUAAAAGGACUGGAGACGGAAGCUACAAGAGUGGCUGAGUUUUGGGUUCCUCAACUUCUUUGCCAAAAGCUAGCCAGGCAGAGGUUCACUAUUCUGCUUAUUAGUUACUGAAUAAUGCUCCCAGGAUGCUAAAGAUGAUGACUGUAACCCAUUCUAGUACAAUAGUCUUUCAAAAAUGUAAAAGUGCUAUAAGCCAACAACCUCAGGCUUCUGAUUCUAAGCUGAUAAUCUUAUUUUGUCUGUUGUCAUCUUCCUCUUCUAGUCUUGUUGUCCUUUUCUUUCUUUGGUCUCAUCUCCUUCCUUUCUCUUAGACCUCACUGCCCUCUAGGAAACAGCUGCUCAGUCAUCAGUUGGUAUCCACCUUCAAAGCCCUAGACAACAUUUCUGGAAUCUAAAAAUUAUGGUCUUAUUCCAGAUAACUCUGUCUUUGUGUUGCCCCACUGUCUGGAGCUUGAAGGUAAGUGACUCAAGCUAGAGACAGAA